CCACUUGCUCUUGACAUGAGGUAAAAUCAAAUCAUCAUGCCGUUCAGAUGCAUUCGCUUCUUCGCAAAAUCCGAUGCCUCCCGAAGCGACGCACCCCGGUCAACACAAGAGGAGGAUAUCAAGACACGUCUCACUAUUGUGCAUACCUCUCCAGACCCAGAAAUUGACCUGGUCGCCGUGCAUGGUUGGAAGGGCCACCCGCAAGACUCCUGGACAAGUGCGUCGGGGGUCAAUUGGCUGCGGGACGUGCUCCCUCAAGACACCCCAAAUAUCAAUACCUACUCAUGGGGAUAUAGCUCCACGGACACAAGCUGUGCUGGCAAAGAACCUCUGAUGCAGGUACUAUCACAGAAACUAGUUAGUGAUCUGUGGCAACACAGAGCAGGCUCAAAGACCCACCAACGUCCACUUAUAUUCGUUGCCCAUAGCGCAGGAGGGUCGAUUGUCAAGAAUGCAUUGCUCUAUUCCGCCUCCCACCCCGAUGGAAAUCUUCACGAAGUAAAGAGGUCCACAUGCGGGGUCCUCUAUAUGAGUACCCCAGAAAGGGACGCCAGACUUGAGGGCUUGGAGAGCUACUUGGCCCAUAGCGGAGGGGCGCAUGCGGCGGAUGAUGCUUACUUCGAGGAAGCGUCUUGGCUACUUCAUACCUUGCGACGGUAUGAGGAAAUCAGCCGGGAUUUUCGGACAGUCUAUGGUCACGAGCAUGGGUCAGAUCAUGUAAAAACGCAUGUUGAGAUGCUUAUUGACCCGUGAGUGCUAACAAAAGCGCUGGUUGACAAGACAUCGGUAGGGGACCCGAAAUGCUCGACAUAUUUACCUCAACACGACGCACGACGAGAUGGUCAGAUAUGACUCAGGUUUUAAUCCUGCGUACAAACAGGUCAGAGAUGGUGUUGUAUGGAUUGCGCAGGGUAUUUGGAAGGAUGAUCACCCUUUCUGAAGUUUGGCGACUUGUAUUGAGAUCUAGAAAGACAG
This is a messenger RNA of Aspergillus japonicus CBS 114.51, 975 nucleotides long. RefSeq lists its product as uncharacterized. NCBI's taxonomy places the organism in Eukaryota, Fungi, Ascomycota, Eurotiomycetes, Eurotiales, Aspergillaceae. The transcript is spliced from 5 exons. The record is from RefSeq and is a predicted model, not a curated record. The coding region runs from base 37 to 753 and encodes 238 amino acids.